AUACAUGUGCUUUAGGACGUUCAGCUAUACAAUUUAGCUAUAUAUGAAAGCCUGAAAAGUGCCGAACACCGCAAUCGUCACCAGAAAAUUUAUUAAUGUUUCCGUGAGCUCGGGAUCCGGUAAAAUAUUUGCACGCAAAUGCACCAACAGCGUUGCUUCAACAGUUGCCACGUGUAAAAUCAGCAUAGCAACCACUGAGUUGAACACGCCCGGGAGUUUUCGAAAGGUUGUCAAAAAUACGAACUAUCAAAAUUUUCUUCUUCCGCGACUGGCAACUCUCUUUCUAGACUUCAUCUUGGACCGCGUGGACAUCUUUUCCUAAAGGCAACCAAGGCAAGCGCAAAAAUGACUAACUCGAAGGGUUAUCGUCGCGGCACCCGAGAUAUGUUCUCGCGUCCCUUCCGCAAGCAUGGGACCAUUCCUCUGUCCACAUACAUGCGCGUCUUCAAAAUCGGCGAUAUUGUUGACAUCAAAGGUCACGGUGCUGUGCAAAAGGGUAUGCCCUACAAAGCUUACCACGGCAAAACUGGUCGUGUGUACAACGUUACCCCACAUGCUGUUGGUGUCAUUGUAAACAAACGUGUGCGCGGUAAGAUCCUACCUAAGCGUAUCAAUGUACGCAUCGAACAUGUACAUCACUCCAAGUGCCGUGAGGAUUUCCUGCGCCGCGUUAAGGAGAAUGAACUCAAGCUGAAGGAGGCCAAGGCCAAGGGUGUUUAUGUGAAUCUGAAGCGUCAACCUGCGCCACCAAAGAAAGCGCACUUCGUUAAGAAAAUUGAGGAGCCAAUUCAAUUGGCACCAAUUCCAUACGAAUUCAUUGCUUAAACGGAGACAUUUUAAAAUAUGUAGUGGCUUUUAUAAGAAACCUAUGAAAAUUAAUAAAUACAUAUAAAAAAUUCUA
Messenger RNA from Rhagoletis pomonella (apple maggot), 901 nucleotides. It is a transcript of the gene RpL21, whose product is annotated as 60S ribosomal protein L21. The record is from RefSeq and is a predicted model, not a curated record. Gene Ontology annotation, biological process: translation. Bases 346 to 825 code for a protein of 159 amino acids. Gene Ontology annotation, molecular function: structural constituent of ribosome. The transcript is spliced from 2 exons. Gene Ontology annotation, cellular component: ribosome; cytosolic large ribosomal subunit. Lineage: Eukaryota; Metazoa; Arthropoda; Insecta; Diptera; Tephritidae.